Messenger RNA from Ruditapes philippinarum (Manila clam), 2982 nucleotides. RefSeq names its product O-acyltransferase like protein-like. The transcript has 16 exons. Lineage: Eukaryota; Metazoa; Mollusca; Bivalvia; Venerida; Veneridae. The record is from RefSeq and is a predicted model, not a curated record. Bases 111 to 2381 code for a protein of 756 amino acids. Gene Ontology annotation, molecular function: acyltransferase activity, transferring groups other than amino-acyl groups.
AAAUGCUGUUACAAAAUUCGCCAGUGAUACUAAAGCGUCAUCGGCACAACUUUCAUUGAGCCAGUUUAAAUAUUCACUGAACAAUAAUUUUAUUGUGGAACAAAAACAAAAUGCAUGCUGCAAAGUGGUUUAAUAUUUUAGCCUUGUUGCAAGUCGGUUUUGCUCAAGACUUGGAUGUAGGCUACUUGAAAAUUUUACAAGACGGCUUAAUAAAUGUCGGAACUAUGCAACAAGGUGGAAUUCCUGGUGCAAAUAUUUUAUCAUUAAUUGGACCUCUUUUACAGCAAAACCAAGAUUUGAUAAUAAAUUAUGCCUCGGAUACAUUAACUGAGAGUUUGGAUGAGGCGUCGAGGAACUAUACAAGUGCUCUCUGUCUAAACCAUACAGAACUGUUUAUCAAGGCAUUGUUCCGCCGAGAGAACUGGGCACUCAGAAUGAUUGAUGCCUUUGGCAAACCUGGUCCUGGGUUAAUGGACUACAGUCUAAAGUUUGUGGGAAAUUUUGAUGAAUGCAUCGCCAUACAAGCCGACAGGUACACUGACCCAGCUAAAAAGCAAGGACUAGAUCACCCAUACACCGGGAAGUAUUGUACUGGACAUGUGCAGUUAUCAAAAGAUUCUUCUGGCGUGACGGGUCCGCUGGAAGCUUCAAUUGGCAUGUGUUUACCGGAUUCGUGUUCAGACGCCGACGGAUCUACACUUAUGAAUAUAGUGGCUUUAAAACUAUUCAAAAACAUGUCAUUGCCAACUAUUUAUGCGACCUGUCAAGAAAAAUCUAUCGAGUUUACAGAUAAAGCCCUUGCAGUCAGCAUCGUCGGUGCAAUUUUCGCCGCUAUAAUUAUCUUAGCUACAGCAUAUGACGUCAUCAUUCAACAUUUUCUUCAAAAACAACCAAAAUUAUACGAAAAGGACAAAUGCGAUCUUACAUAUGCUAAUGGUAUACAAAACAAUGCUUUCACUAUCACUGAGGAGAAAAUAUCAAACGGUGACAGUUUGAAAAACGGAAAUGUUACAAAGGACUUCAAGGACAUUGAAAAGACGAUGCCUAAUGCUAUCAGUUUUGAGAAAACGUCGUAUAAACCGGGUAUACUUGGAAAGCUUCUACUCUCUUUCUCUGUGUAUACAAACGCUCCUAAAAUCCUCAACACGAGUCAACCUAAAGGAACGCUGACAUGUGUGAAUGGAAUUCGCUUUAUCGGCACGACCUGGGUCAUCCUGGGUCAUACAUACAGAAUUGGGUUCACAACGGCAGGAAAUGCUGCAACUUAUUUCCCAGCGCUGACAAAGCGAUUUACCUUCCAAGCUAUUAUGAACGCAACUUUUUCUGUAGACACAUUCUUUGUCCUCAGUGGCCUGUUGGUAUCAUAUCUUUCAUUGAAGGAAUUGAAAAAGAGAGGAGGGGCGUUGAAGUUUAACUGGCUACUCUUUUACUUCCAUAGAUACUGGAGACUUACACCGCCUUAUAUGCUUCUGUUGAUGCUGUAUGUACCAACAUUUAAGUACUGGGCAAGUGGGCCUUUAUGGCCUCAAAAAGGCAUUGACGUAAAUGAAUGCGAGGAUAGCUGGUGGACAAAUAUGUUGUAUAUAAACAAUCUAUACAAAUCGGACCAGUGUAUGGGAUGGAGUUGGUAUCUAGCGAAUGACAUGCAGUUUUAUGUCAUAAGCCCUCUGAUGUUGAUUCCGCUGUUUUAUUCCCCGAUUGCUGGAGCUGUGGUUUGUUUUGCACUCCUACUCGGAACAUUCAUCUGUGCUGGAUUGGUAGCUAGUCAUUAUGACAUUGCGGCAAAUAUGAUGUUCAGUAAAGAUGUCGGAGUGGCAAUGGACAAAAUGUAUUAUAAACCAUGGACUCGUGUCGGACCAUACAUUGUUGGUUUCUUUCUGGGUUACAUCUUGUACAAAACAGAAUGCAAAGUGAAAAUGUCAAAGCUAUUAAACUUGGUCGGAUGGGCUAUAGCAACAGCUAUGGCAGUCAGUGUGUUAUAUGGACUGUAUACACCAGAGGGAAAUCUACCAGACCUUUCUAAAGGCGUAUCUGCCCUCUACAAUGCUACGUCUAGAACUGCCUGGGGAAUAAGUGUUGCAUGGGUGAUAUUUGCAUGUGCUACUGGAUAUGGGGGACCUGUCAACAGCCUGUUGUCAUGGCGAGGAAUUAUCCCACUUAGUCGUCUCACAUACUGUGCAUACCUUGUACAUCCAAUUGUGAUGUCCCUUUACUUUUACAGUAGAAAAACUAUGAUGUACUGGUAUGACCUCAAUCUAAUUUACCUUUUCCUGGGACAUCUCUGUAUAUCGUAUGCGGCAGCGUUUGUGAUAUCUCUAGCUUUUGAAUCGCCCAUGAUGGGACUAGAGAAAGUGCUGCUUGGGAGGAAGAAAAAUAGUUAGAUUAAUCUGAAUAUGAAGGAGGCAAAUUGUUGAAUAUAAGAUUCAUGUAUAUAUAUUGAUGGGAUUCAUUGUCCAUGUAUUACUGUCGGUCUAAUAUUAUUGUAUCAGUCAAAGUAAUUAUAUAUAUUUCCAUGCAACGAAUCGCUUUUUCUAUUGUUUUAUAUAUGUGAUUAAAUGCUCUUUUUUUCAAAAUCAACUAUGACCCUUUAACAUUUUUAUCACAAUUGUUGAACAAUUAACAUCUCGAAGAAGUGUGAUCCUUUGGAAGUAUUACUCACAACACUUGUUUGUCUUAUUGUAAUUUAUAUUGUGAAUUAUGACCUUUAAAGAAAGCUGGCAUGUUAAUAAAAAUCAUUGAAACGUAACUAUAUAAACAUGGGUACUCUAUCGCGAAGGCAUCUUUCUUAGACUGUACUGUCGCAGGAAACAUUCUUAGCAUUGUCAUUAGUAUGUAAUUUUUGAAUAUUCGUAAAAAUAGCCAGUUAAUUUUUAGAAGUUGCAACACAAUUAUGUGAAUAGCCAUGUGUUGUCACAAGACACAUUCAUUGACGGCGAAAAUUAUUAUCCGCGAUUACCUUUUGCAAAUUAUUUGAUUGUUUUU